Triticum aestivum (bread wheat) is the source of this 2140-nucleotide messenger RNA. RefSeq lists its product as uncharacterized. Gene Ontology annotation, molecular function: protein binding. Lineage: Eukaryota; Viridiplantae; Streptophyta; Magnoliopsida; Poales; Poaceae. The record is from RefSeq and is a predicted model, not a curated record. The coding region runs from base 81 to 1313 and encodes 410 amino acids. The transcript has 2 exons.
GGACACCCCACAAGCAGAGCCCACACCAGCUCAAACUUUUCCCCAUCCGAUUGAAACCCUCGCUCCACCCACCACUAACCAUGCCGCCGCCGCCGCCGCCGCCGACGCGGCCUGCACCGGCGCUGCCGGACGAGCUUCUAGAGGAGAUCUUCCUCCGCCUCCCUCCGGACGAGCCGGAGCACCUCGUGCGCACCUCCCUCGCCUGCAAGCUCUGGCUCGGCCUCCUCUCCGGCGCUCGCUUCCGCGGCCUCUACGGCGAGUUCCAUGGAGCUCCCCCCAUGCUGGGAUUCCUCUACAACUGGUUCUUUUGCAGCGGCCCCAAGGAGGAUGACCCCGUGGCAAACUUCGUCUCCACCACGAAAUUCGGUGCGCUCGUUCCCGACGGCGAUGGCUGGGACCGUCAGUACACUCCCUGGGACUGCCGCCACGGCCGAGUCCUCCUCGGGGACUACACUGGGCUCAUCGUUUGGGACCCCAUGACAGGCCGCCGGAUGAAGCUGGAACCGCCCGUCGGGUAUGUUGGCGCUGCCGUGCUCUGCGCUGCGAGGGGCUGUGACCACCGUGCCUGUCAUGAGGGCCCCUUCCGAGUUGUCGUCAUCGGCCUGGACAUGAAUGAGGAUGAUGGCGAUUGUGUUGCGCACGCCUGCGCGUCCUCGCCGGUGACGCCCGAGUGGAGCAGGCUAUGCUCGGAUUCUCAUUUUGAUGGGUGGAGCAGGGCGUGCUCUGAUUCUCGUUUUGAUGGGUGGAGCAAGCAGUGCUCUGGUCUUUAUCUUCUUGCAGGCGAUCCAAAAAUCGAUGCACUGCCUCCUGUCCUCGUUGAUGACGCACUUCACUUCAGGCUUACAGAUGACGAUGAGCGUGUAGGAAUUCUCAAGUACGACUUGAGCUCUAAUUGCUUAUCAAUGAUUGAUGUGCCGCUUACGAGGUUGGCCAUUGUCUGGCCCGCUAUCCUCAUGGCAUUGGAGGAUGGCAGCUUGGGGUUAGCACACUUGGACGGGUUAACCCUCUAUCUAUGGUCAAGACAGAUAGAUUCCAACGGAGUUGCGUCAUGGACUCAGCAUAAAGUCAUCGAUCUAAAGGAACCUCUCCCCAUUCAAAAUCCCAAGAAAAGAAUUAGUGUUAUUGGAUCUGUCGAGGGCCAUGAUAUCAUUUUCGUGAACAUAGAUCUUGGCAUCUACGAGAUUGAUUUGAAGACACUACGGUGGAAGAAGCUAUGGAAGAGAGAAAAAUUCCGUUCUUUGAUUCCAUACAUGAGCUUCUACAAUCGACAAGAAAGGGUGAGGCCCUGCAAGGCAUUGACAACAGAUGAUUGAAUAUGCUUAAGGGCAGGAGGCAACAUGAGAAAUGUUUAUUUGAAGGCGACAUGGGUCUUGCGACCAGUGUCAGUAUUUGGAAGCCGUUUUAAUGCAGUGGUGAUUAUUUUCUCAUAGUGUUGUUGGAUUUUGUCUGCAAGCUCGAGGUUUUCCGCACGUUAACGGUGUGUGUAAGCAGGCUAAUGAGUUAUCUCGUAAUGAACCUCCAAUUUCUUGCAGCAUCAGUUAUGUUCUUAGUUUUUUAAUUGGCUUGAAAAUGUACCACGGACACUAGCUUUGUCUUGCCAUUGUAAAAGCUCUACAGUCUGCUCUCAUAGCUUUGAGCCAAAACAGAGAACAUUGAUGAUGCUUUAGAGCUGGUGAUUUCUGUCGCCAAGAGAUGAUGAUGGUUUCCUCAUAAUGGCUCACUGGUAUGCCUUAAUUAAUUUUGUGAAUUUGAUUAGUGCUGGAGGUCAAGUGCUGAUGUUACUGAAGAGUAAAGAGUAUAGCAUGCAGUUACUUUUUUAUCCAGCAAGCAAUGUUACUGAAGAGUAUAGCAUGUAAACUGAAAUAUUGAGCUGUAAGUUGAGGUAACUGACAGUAUGGCAGGAUCUGAGUUGCAUGAAGAUCUUAUAGAGGUUUUACUGCUACAGUGCCUCCACAAAUCUGUUAGGUAUUAGGUUGCUAUUUGUUGCAUAUUUUUGGUCUGCAGUGGAGAUAAUAGUAGACUGCAAUGUCCUUGUAGUGAGAUGAAGAUGUAUAUGUUUUGUCACAUACUGCUAGGCUACAGUGUUCAUUGUAACUGUUUUGGUUUAUUAUAUUCCAGACUGGUUCACAGAUUUUCCUUA